AUGUCGUUCGACCCCGAGAAACAGAAUGAUAUCAAGGCGGCCACCCAGGACUAUGUCGGCGAUAUCUCGACCACACCCUUGGUCAAUGCCGACAAAUUGGCUCGUCGCCUGUCGGCACGCCAGGUGCAGAUGAUUGCUAUUGGCGGCACCAUCGGUACUGGACUAUUCUUGGGUACCGGCGAGUCCAUCGUCAAGGGUGGACCUGCUUCUACACUAAUUGCGUACGCCAUUUGCGGCGGCAUUGUUUUCGUCACGAUGCUGAGUUUGGGCGAAAUGGCGGCUUUCAUACCCGUUGCUGGGUCUUUCUGUACCUUUGCGGGUCGCUUUGUGGAUGAUGCGCUCGGCUUUGCUUUGACGUGGAACUACUGGUUUAACGACGCCGUUUCAACGGCUUCCGAUAUCAUUGCAUUACAGCUAUUGUUACAAUUUUGGACCGAGAAUUUCCCCGGGUGGGCGAUCAGCUUGAUCUUUUUAAUCGUGGUGAUUGCGCUGAAUCUGCUCUCCGUGCGCGUCUACGGUGAAGUCGAGUACUGGCUCAGUUUAUUGAAAGUGAUCACGAUCAUCAUAUUCAUCAUUCUUGGUAUAGCUGUGAAUUGCGGCGGCAACACCAGUCACGAAUAUAUCGGUGCCAAAAACUGGAACAUCGGGGAUGCACCCUUUGUCGGUGGCAUCGGUGGAUUUGCCUCGGUCUUCGUGACAGCCUCGUUCGCCUACGGUGGCACCGAGUCCAUCGCCAUUACCGCCGGUGAAACCAAGGACCCCGCCAAGAACCUGCCCAAGGUCGUGCGCAACGUCUUCUGGCGCAUCAUUCUAUUCUACUUGGUUUCCAUCAUUAUCGUCGGUUUUAAUGUCCCUUACAACUACCCCAACCUCUCCGAUGGCAACACCCGCACCAGCCCCUUCACCAUCGUCUUCCAACAGGCCGGCAGUGCUGUCGCGGGUAGCUUCAUCAACGCCGUGAUCAUGACCUCGGUCAUCUCCGCUGCCAAUCACGCCCUGUUUGCCGGCUCACGCCUGCUCUACUCCCUUGCCGUGGACGGCUAUGCGCCCCGCUUCUUCGGCCACUUGAACCGGUUCCACGUCCCCUGGGUUGCCGUCUUGUCCACAUCCGUCAUUAGCGGUCUGUGUUUCGGUGCCAGUUACAUUGGAGCCGGUAAACUAUGGUCGUGGCUGCAGAACAUCGUCGGCGUCUCCAACCAGCUGUCCUGGAUCUGCAUCGGCCUCGCAUCCCUGCGAUUCCGCGCUGCCGUCCGCGCCCAGGGUAUCGAGCACCUGCUCCCCUUCAAGAAUUGGACCUAUCCCUACGGCCCCAUCAUCGCCGUGGGUCUGAACACCGUUUUGGUUCUGGUGCAAGGCUGGCAAUGCUUCAGCCCGCAUUUCCAGAGCGUUAAUUUUGUCUCGUACUACAUCGAGAUCCCCAUCAUGAUUGCCAUGUUCCUCGCAUGGAAACUGGUCAAGCGAACCAAGUUCGUCCGCAAGUCUGAGAUGGACCUGCGCACGGAUCGCUAUGAUGGAGGGCAGGAGGAUACGCCCUAUCAUCGUGACCUGGAGCUGGUGCCUGGCCGCAAGGGGUGGCUGGGCAAGUUACAGCGCGCCGGCCAGUGGUUGUUUUUCUAG
Messenger RNA from Penicillium cinerascens, 1617 nucleotides. RefSeq names its product amino acid permease. Gene Ontology annotation, molecular function: amino acid transmembrane transporter activity. The record is from RefSeq and is a predicted model, not a curated record. Gene Ontology annotation, cellular component: membrane. Gene Ontology annotation, biological process: amino acid transmembrane transport. Lineage: Eukaryota; Fungi; Ascomycota; Eurotiomycetes; Eurotiales; Aspergillaceae. The transcript has 2 exons. Bases 1 to 1617 code for a protein of 538 amino acids.